AUGUCGUUGUCGUUCCGCGGCGUGGCCGUCCUCAAGUUUGUCGGGACGGUGUCGCUUGGCCUCUUGACGGGCCUCUCCUACACCCUCUCCACCGUUACUGUCCCUACCCUCCUCACGCUGCCCUCGGCUCGCACCGCCUCCAAUGCCUUCCGCAGCCUGAAGGACGCCGCCUCCGUCCAGAUUCGCACGCUCUCGACCGUCGCUAGCUCUGCUUUCCUGGUCGCGUUCUUCACGUCGCCCCGCGCCGUCCGCCACCCGUACCUCCUGUACACGGCGCUACUUGUCAUCGGCGGCCGCUUCGCCGCCUCGGACGCUCUGGCGCCGUACCUGUUCUCGUCCUCGUCGUCGUCGUCUUCCGGGAACCCGACGACAGAUCCGUUUGCGCCGUCGUCGCCCCUCGGCAAGGACCUGCGGCGCAGCGGCUCGGCCUUGUCCACCUCGGCAUCUCACAUGGAGGCCAGCUACGAGGUGUUGGGCUCGGCGACUGCCGGCUCUGUGUCGGGUGGUUCAGUGUCGGACGCGCACAGCGACGGCAGCGCCGGUGAUGACGCUGAUACGCCCGCAGCCGGUGCCAACGGAGGCAACGGCUCUGCGGGUGUCAACGGUGAAGAGGUGCGCGCGGCUGUCGAGACGUUCCUGAAGCGGCAGAUUGUGCGCACGGUGACAAGCGGCCUCGCAUUCGGCAUGGCCAUUGUCGGCCUCUGGGGUGACGGCCUGCGCCGCGUGCCGGUCUGGAACGAGACGAUCAUUGUUGCGUAA
This is a messenger RNA of Sporothrix brasiliensis 5110, 759 nucleotides long. RefSeq lists its product as uncharacterized. NCBI's taxonomy places the organism in Eukaryota, Fungi, Ascomycota, Sordariomycetes, Ophiostomatales, Ophiostomataceae. Gene Ontology annotation, biological process: autophagy of mitochondrion. The transcript has 2 exons. Bases 1 to 759 code for a protein of 252 amino acids. The record is from RefSeq and is a predicted model, not a curated record. Gene Ontology annotation, cellular component: mitochondrion.